AUGUGUGAAAUUUGUCUGCCACGGGAUUUUCAAUCUCACAGUCAGCCAUUACAGCAGAAUAUCAAGCAUCAUUCUCCAUCCAAUUUGCAAGACUUUCACCCUCAGCUAAAGGGCAUCCGACAAAAGCAGAAUAUCGUCUUUCUUGGGGCAUACCUACCAGUUUCUGUCCAACAAACAUCUCCUGAUCCAACACCUCAGCCUAAGCUGGAGACAAGCCAACAAGUAACUGCUAUGAAUGUGGCCAAGCUUUCUUCAGAACCAGCGCAUCGAUCAAGUUUCAACUAUGAGCGGCCAAGUGAUUUCAUUCAAUCACAGACUAAGUGCCAACCAAAGUUCCUAUCUCUGACAUCGGAGGUCACUGGAAGUCCAUUACCUCAGCAUCCCCCUGCAAUGCAAACAAAAUCUCACAGUGUUCAUCAAUUUUCUAAUUCCUUCCAGCAAUCACAAAGCCAAAACAGCCAGCAAAUGUCUGCUUUAUCAUCAACAUUAAGCUCUCCCAUUUCUACUGCGUCUUCAUCAUUUGGCUCUAAUAGAGAGUCAACUCCAGCACUUCCAUUACCAACUCUUCGAUCUUCUUUUUGUCCUCAGUCACCUCCUUACACUUCUUCUAAACAGAAAUCCUCUCCCUUCACUCAGUCCCCUGCUGCCUUUCUCAGUUCAGUGCUUCCAUCCCAAUUUGCUCCUGUUCCAAAAACUGAAAUGCAGCUGCCUAGUGAAGAUAUUAAUUACAGAUACCCCAGUGAUUCUGGAAAGAAAAUCAAGUCACCAAGGCCCACCAGUGAUGAACAGAUACAAGGCUCGAAAAAUGCUGUCAUUCAAGACUUGGAAAGAAAAUUGCGGUGUAAGAAUGGGCUUCCGCAUGAUGGGCAUCAGCGAUUAACAUAUGAAGAAAAGAUGGCUCGCAGAUUACUCGGACCAGAGAACGCUGCCUCUGUCCUUAAUCUUCAAAGGAUGGAAAAUGAGCAGAUCAGCGAGCAACAAAACUCUUCAGAAGGCCAAAGAUGGCAAGCACACCAAUCACCAACAGAAAGACAAAGAGUCGGCUCCAGGGAGGUUGAAAAUGAGAAUGAAUCGAUUCAAGAGAAGCUCUUUCCUCCUCGCUUUUUACAGAAACCGGAUGAAAAUAUGAUAAUUCAACAGUAUGGGCUAUGUAGAAUUGAUUGCAAGGUCAGUGGAUUGCCACCUCCAGAACUUAUGUGGUAUUUAAAUGGGCAACCUGUUGAACAGAAUAUGGGUCAUAAAAUGCUUGUAUCAGGAAAAGGUGUACAUUCGCUCAUUAUUGAUGCAGUUACAGCAAGCGAUGCUGGACAGUAUGAAUGUGUAGCCAUCAAUCGUGCUGGCCAGAGUAGGUUCACAGUGCAUCUUGAAGUAGAAGUAAGAGGAAUAGUAAGAGCACCAGAAUUUACCUAUAAACUCCAGAAUUCUAGAGCUGUCGAAGGAGGAAAUGUUAAGUUGGAAUGUCAGGUGACUGGAGAACCAUGGCCAAUCAUCUUCUGGAGAAAAGAUCAUGAAAUGAUCAAGCACAGUACAGACAGAAUCAGGAUAUACCAAACCAAUGAAGGUAAAGUUGGCCUUGAAAUUUUUCCAGUUGAUAAACAUGAUGGUGGAUGGUACACUGUGUCUGCCCAAAAUGAGGCUGGAUCAACAAUCUGCACAGCAAGACUGGAUAUUGCUGCUUGGCCAGUGAAACACGUUUCAAACACAAAGUCACUGAAGGUCCGACCAACUUUUACCCGUUACUCAGUGCUUAAUGGUCAGGGUUUUCUGGUGGCCCCAGACUCUCAAUGUACUGCAUCCUACCCUGGCUUAGUAGAAAGUGAAGAUCUGUGA
Messenger RNA from Pristis pectinata (smalltooth sawfish), 1830 nucleotides. RefSeq names its product myotilin (gene myot). The record is from RefSeq and is a predicted model, not a curated record. Lineage: Eukaryota; Metazoa; Chordata; Chondrichthyes; Rhinopristiformes; Pristidae. The coding region runs from base 1 to 1830 and encodes 609 amino acids. The transcript has 10 exons. Gene Ontology annotation, cellular component: axon; plasma membrane. Gene Ontology annotation, molecular function: cell-cell adhesion mediator activity. Gene Ontology annotation, biological process: axon guidance; dendrite self-avoidance; homophilic cell-cell adhesion.